AUGAAAGCAGUGAAGACAUUUAACAAAUUCAAUUUUUUCCUCUCAUUUGGAUUUUCUUCCAUUUUUUUCAUUAGUGUCUUUUCAAUCAUUUAUAAUCUUUUAGAUUCUCUCUGUCGUCCAUUAGUAAAGUUUUUUUGUUUUCUUUCUCUCAGUAAUGUAAUAUCUGUAACACUCAUUUUUGCAUUUUGUCACUUUUCUCUAUUUUUUUUUCUCCUUUUUCUUCUCUAUCCUUUUUUAAAUUCCUGUAAACAUCGCUCUCUCUCUCUCAUCCAUUCACUUUCUCAAUCUCUCACCUGCUCAAACUCUCUCACUCCCUCACCUUCUUGGACUCCCUCACUCUCUUGUACUCCCUCACUCUCUCAUCUUCUCACACUUCCUCACUCACUUGCCUUCCUGCACAUCCUCAUUCGGUUUACCUUCUUGCACAUCCUCAUUCGGUUCGCCUUCUCGCACUCCCUCACUCUGUUCGCCUUCUCGCACUCCCUCACUCUGUUCGCCUUCUCGCACUCCCUCACUCUGUUCGCCCUCUCGCACUCCCUCACUCUGUUCGCCUUCUCGCACUCCCUCACUCUGUUCGCCCUCUCGGACCCCCCUCACUCUGUUAAGCCCAAAAGAACUCCCUCACUCUGUUCGCCCUCUCGACUCCCCUCACUCUGUUCGCCCUCCAAAGACCCCUCACUCUGUUCGGCCUUCUGCAGACUCCCUCACUCUGUUCGCCCUCCUGACUCCUCACUCUGUUCGCCCUCUCGCACUCCCUCACUCUGUUCGCCUUCUCGCACUCUCAAUUACAACUUUUUAAAUAGUAUUAUAAAUAAAACUUGUAAUGACUCCCAGAAAUUACAGAGAUGUACAAGAAUUCUUAAAUGUUAUUGUCAUGCAAUCAAACUUUCAAUUUCCUCUUACCUUUCCUUUUAA
Molecule: messenger RNA, 915 nt
Organism: Acanthosepion pharaonis
Lineage: Eukaryota; Metazoa; Mollusca; Cephalopoda; Sepiida; Sepiidae
Source: the annotation of a GenBank genome assembly